Morone saxatilis (striped sea-bass) is the source of this 781-nucleotide messenger RNA. RefSeq names its product cystatin C (amyloid angiopathy and cerebral hemorrhage) (gene cst3). Lineage: Eukaryota; Metazoa; Chordata; Actinopteri; Moronidae. Bases 112 to 498 code for a protein of 128 amino acids. The record is from RefSeq and is a predicted model, not a curated record. Gene Ontology annotation, molecular function: cysteine-type endopeptidase inhibitor activity. The transcript is spliced from 3 exons.
CGCGUCACCAGCCCUGACGUCGUUGUUUAUAUAACAGAGAAAGGAAAGGUCUGGAGCUUGUUGUUGUUGUUGUGUCGCUCUGUUGUUUUGAGUCCUCCAGGUUGCUGAAACAUGAUGUGGAAGGCCGUCUUGCCUGUUCUUGCGACGGUGCUCGCCGUCGGGUUGGGGGUGUUGGUUGGGGGCUUCAGAGACGCAGACGUGAACGACGAAGGGGUUCAAAAUGCCCUCAACUUCGCCGUCGUCGAGCACAACAAGGGCAGCAACGACAUGUACCUCAGCCAGGUGGCACAGGUGGUGAAGGUUCAGACACAGGUGGUUGCUGGCACCAAGUAUGUCAUCACUGUGAAAAUGGGGAAGACUGCCUGCAGAAAGGACCAUGCAGAGGAAGUGUGUGCCGUCCACCAAGACCCAGAAAUGGCCCGGCCUUACCAGUGCACAUUUACAGUGUGGAGCCACCCAUGGAUUAAUGACAUCAGAGUGAUAAGUGAGAAGUGCUAGAAAGCAAGCUACGUGGGAAAUCUUCAGUUUUGCAUUGUUUGCAGAAGAACCUUCAUACAGAGUAAUAUGUAAUUUGCCUGUAGAUGAAGCGCAAGAGUAUUAACAUUUUCAUUGUAUACCUAUGAUUCUUCAGUGUAUGAUAGACUGAAUGAGCUUUAAAGGUCGGUGUUUAAUACCCAAUGCAUUAUAGCCAUGUAGAGAUCAAUUAACUUUUAGAGGAGCAACUUUCUAAUGAAUACGUUACUUACUAAACCAAGCAAAUAAUAAACACUUGUUUACUGGA